AUGUGGGAGAACCUAAAGCCCCUUAGCUCCUCGGCCUUGCGGCGGCCCCAGGCCCAUGAGCACCGACAGGCGGCCGGAGGAGAGCCCGGGGGGGGGCGCCGGGAGAGCGGGGCGCAAGCCCGCGGUGAGCGGUGGAGGAGGCACAGCCGGCUCUGUACGAGGGACGAGGAGCUGGCCAAAGAUGCUUUCAAAGACGUUUCCAUAUACUUCUCCAAGGAAGAGUGGGCAGAGAUGGGAGAAUGGGAAAAAAUCCGAUACAGGAACGUGAAAAAGAACUAUGAAGCGCUGAUUACUAUAGGUCUCAGAGCCCCUCGGCCAGCUUUCAUGUGUCACCGCAGGCAGGCCAUCAAACCCCAGGUGGGUGACCCUGAGGAUUCUGAUGAAGAAUGGACUCCAAGGCAUCAAGUUAAACCUUCUUGGGUGGCCUUCAGAGUGGAACACAGUAAACACCAGAAGGGAGUGCCCCCGGUGCCACUAAGUAAUGAAUCUAGUUUUAAGAAAUUGCCGGGAGCCGCGCAACUGCAGAAGGCAAGGGGCCCCGCGCAGGCCCAGAGCCCAGCACCCCCUCCCGGAGCAACAAGCACCUCUGCACGGCACGCUAGACAAAAGCUGGAACGCAGAACAAAGCAGAUUGAAGUGAAGAUGUAUAGCCUACGAGAAAGAAAGGGCCACGUGUACCGGGAGAUCAGCGAGCCCCAGGACGACGAUUACCUCUAUUGUGAGAAGUGUCAGAACUUCUUCAUCGACAGCUGUGCUGCUCACGGGGCCCCUACCUUUGUAAAGGACAGUGCAGUGGAGAAGGGGCACCCCAACCGCUCAGCCCUCACUCUGCCCCCUGGAUUAAGUAUCAGACCGUCAGGCAUCCCCGAGGCUGGGCUUGGAGUAUGGAACGAGGCUUCCGAUCUGCCGCUGGGUCUGCACUUUGGCCCCUAUGAGGGCCAGAUCACAGAAGAUGAAGAGGCCGCCAACAGUGGAUACUCCUGGCUGAUCACCAAAGGAAGAAACUGCUACGAGUAUGUGGACGGAAAGGACAAGUCCUGGGCCAACUGGAUGAGGUAUGUGAACUGUGCCCGGGAUGACGAGGAACAGAACCUGGUGGCCUUCCAGUAUCACAGGCAGAUCUUCUACCGGACCUGCCGGGUGGUCAGGCCGGGCUGCGAGCUGCUGGUCUGGUACGGGGAGGAGUACAGCGAGGAGCUCGGCAUCAAGUGGGGCAGCAGGGCGCAGAGCGAGCUCGCGGCGGGCAGAGACCCAAAGCCCAAGAUCCAUCCGUGUGGCUCCUGCUCUCUGGCCUUCUCCAGUCAGAAAAUCCUCAGCCAACAUGUGGAACGCAAUCACCCGUCUCAGGUCCUCCCGAGAACAUCUGCCAGAGACCACGUCCAACCAGAGGAUCCCUGUCCAGGCUAUCAAAAUCGGCAGCAGCAAUACUCUGAUCCACACAGCUGGAGUGACAAACCUGAAGGUCAAGAGGUCAAGGGAAGGUCCAAACCUUUGCUGAAAAGGAUAAGGCUGAGGAGGAUUUCAAGGGCCUUUUCCUACUCUCCCAAAGGACAAAUGGGGAGUUCUAGGGUACAUGAGACAAUGAUGGAGGAAGGGCCCAGCACAGGCCAGAAAGUGAAUCCAGAGGACACAGGCAAAUUACUCAUGGGGGCAGGAGUAUCAAGAAUUGUAAAAGUCAAGUACAGAGGCUGCGGGCAAGGCUCCAAGGAUAGGUCUAGUCUCAUCAAGCAUCAGAGGACACACACAGGGGAGAAGCCCUAUGUUUGCGGGGAGUGUGGGCGAGAUUUCAGUCUUAAGUCAAAUCUCAUCAGACACCAGAGGACACACACAGGGGAGAAGCCCUAUGUUUGCGGGGAGUGUGGGCGAGAUUUCAGUCGUAAGUCAAGUCUCAUCGGACACCAGAGGACACACACAGGGGAGAAGCCCUAUGUUUGCGGGGAGUGUGGGCGAGACUUCAGUCAUAAGUCAAGUCUCAUCGGACACCAGAGGACACACACAGGGGAGAAGCCCUAUGUUUGCGGGGAGUGUGGGCGAGAUUUCAGUCUUAAGUCAAAUCUCAUCAGACACCAGAGGACACACACAGGGGAGAAGCCCUAUGUUUGCGAGGAGUGUGGGCGAGACUUCAGUCUUAAGUCAAAUCUCAUCGGACACCAGAGGACACACACAGGGGAGAAGCCCUAUGUUUGCGAGGAGUGUGGGCGAGACUUCAGUCUUAAGUCAAAUCUCAUCGGACACCAGAGGACACACACAGGGGAGAAGCCCUAUGUUUGCGGGGAGUGUGGGCGAGACUUCAGUCGUAAGUCACGUCUCAUCGGACACCAGAGGACACACACAGGGGAGAAGCCCUAUGUUUGCGGGGAGUGUGGGCGAGACUUCAGUCUUAAGUCAAGUCUCAUCAGACACCAGAGGGGACACACAGGGGAGAAGCCCUAUGUUUGCGGGGAGUGUGGGCGAGACUUCAGUCUUAAGUCAAAUCUCAUCACACCAGAGGACACACACAGGUGA
Molecule: messenger RNA, 2505 nt
Organism: Kogia breviceps (pygmy sperm whale)
Lineage: Eukaryota; Metazoa; Chordata; Mammalia; Artiodactyla; Physeteridae
Gene: PRDM7
Product: PR/SET domain 7
Biological process (GO): regulation of transcription by RNA polymerase II
Cellular component (GO): nucleus
Molecular function (GO): protein binding; histone methyltransferase activity; zinc ion binding
Source: RefSeq, a predicted model, not a curated record